AUGAGAUCUACCUACCAAGAACUAGACCUAAGACUUGUCUUUGUCUACAAGAGGGUUUGUAAGCGAAUGGAUUUGGUCUGCCAGAGGAUGUUGAAUCAGGGAUUUCUGAAAGUGGAAAGAUACCACAAUUUGUGCCAGAAACAAGUUAAAGCACAGCUUCCAAGACGGGAAUCAGAAAGGAGAAAUCACUCGUUAGCUCGCCAUGCAGAUAUUCUUGCUGCUGUAGAAACAAGACUGUCCCUGUUAAAUAUGACAUUUAUGAAGUAUGUGGAUUCUAACCUCUGCUGCUUUAUACCUGGGAAGGUAAUUGAUGAAAUAUAUCGUGUAUUAAGGUAUGUAAAUUCUACUAAAGCUCCACAGAGAGCCCAUGAAGUCCUUCAGGAGCUAAGGGACAUUUCAUCAAUGGCAAUGGAAUAUUUUGAUGAGAAGAUAGUUCCAAUUCUAAAAAGAAAGUUGCCAGGAUCAGAUGUGUCAGGACGACUUAUAGCAGCGGCUCCAGUUCCAGGUCCUUCUGCAGCCUUAACUACAAUGCAGCUCUUCUCCAAACAAAACCCAUCGAGGCAGGAAGUUACCAAACUCCAGCAGCAAAUUAAAACCAAUGGUGCAGGCGUGACUGUGCUGAGGCGUGAGAUUUCAGAGCUCCGCACCAAAGUGCAAGAGCAGCAGAAGCAGCUCCAAGACCAAGAUCAGAAACUACUUGAACAAACCCAGAUCAUAGGUGAGCAGAAUGCCCGGCUGGCUGAACUUGAGCGCAAACUACGAGAGGUUAUGGAGAGCGCAGUCGGGGAGUCCUCGCGGUCAGCACCAAGUGAGGAAGCUCCUCGGAAACGGAAGAAGGCAGUUGAAUCCAUAGGUUCCCUUAGAAAAUCAAAACGGCUUCGGAAUAAUAAAUAACCGUGGGGGAACUGACACCUCCCGGGAAAUGCACUGCUUUAGUGGCCCAAGCAGGUUGUCCGGUCUAGAUCCUGCGACUCACAGCAUGGUGUCAUUUCAAGCUGCUGGUUCUUCAGAACACCAUAGACUUGAACAGUGACUUCCUCUCAUUGCUGAGACAUUACUUCCCAUUACUUCCCUGCUUCUGUUUGAGUGGGUCUGCUGCACAGGAUCACUAUAAAUUGCCAUAGAUUUUUACUAACCAGACCUGCUCUAUCAUGUUCAGAGAAGUUAAUUUUCAUUUUUCUGUGCAAAUUAAAAUGAAACCUAUGUUUAUGCAUCUGUUCCCCUGAAAUACACCCAAAAUUGAUUAGAAAAAUGUGAAUGGAUAAACAGCAGGUGUGUUAGUCAUUUGAACAGAUCUACUUUAAAAAUUGUUUUGAGGGGGGAAAGUUGACUUUUUGUUGCAAGUGACCUUGUUUAGAAUGUCUGGGGUGUAGUUUAUAUAUGUGAGAGUCUGCAUAACAAGUAAAAAUGACUUCUUAAGCUUAAAGUAUUGGUUAUAUAUAAUUUUGUAAAUUUAACAAGGGGUACCAGACUAGUUUUCACAAAGGCCUACCCUACUUCUGAGCAUCUGGAGCCAUAUUUUUAUCCUGCAUGGAGAAAUGCAUGCAUUGCUUAGUCAGCUUGGUAAAGCAUUUGCCUGGAGUUGCUGUUAAAUUGUUGGCCUCCCCCAUCGUUCUAUAAAACCAUUUCUUGGUUCUUUAGCCAUGGCUCUGCAUAUGCUUCCAGGGCAGCCGUUUCUUUUUCUGUGCAGCCAUUUUGUCUCACUUCUGAAGGAAAAUAUAUAAACCAAUCUAUUCUGCAGCUUCUGCUUGCCUGUAGAUAGUAGAGGUGCUCCGCUAGAGCAGGUCUUCCUUUUUGCCUGUGGGUGUCCCAGGAUACACUACUGAGGCCUGUCAGAGGUUGAGAAAGACUGUUAAGUGUUGGACAAACAACACAGGUUUGCUAAGACACGGUUCAAGUUUUAAAAGUCUCUGUUGACAAAGACCUUAAUGUUCUGUGGCAAGAACUCUCUGUAGUACUGUAUGCUAGCUUUCUUUAUCCUAAAAAGUAAAUUGACUUCAGACAAAAGAAAAGCUUUAAUUUCUUUGCACUCCCUUUGUUUUGAAGUUGUAACUGGAAAGCAUGUCUUGCACUGUACAGUCUCUCUGGACUUGUCACUUUAACAACCUCAAGUUGUAAUGUACAGUGAUUUUUCCCCAGUCGUAUUAUUUUUAAAUUUACCAACCAAUAGCACUGUCCAUGGUUGAAAUUGGUGUUACAACUAAACAAUGUAGCUUUGUUCCCUGACUGUUACAUUUUGCUCUUAAAUCUGCUGUUGUUAAUUUGGAUUUUUGGUACAACUGAAUAGGGAAUUGAAAAAUAAAUUUGAGUGGUAGCUCAAAAAGCCACUCCUGGCACACGUUUUGCUGAAAUACCUUGGUUUAAAGUGAGAGCUUAAUACUCAUUUUUAUUUGUCAAGGAAAAGUUUUCCAAAAGAAUGUGCUGGGUUUUUUAGAUGUUAAAAGCCUAUCAACUCAUAAUUUGGAACAAGUUUUCUGUAAAACAAAACAUUACAAAUUGAUGUCAAAAGUUUGGAGUGUUUUAUUUUUAAAACCAUUCUUGUUUUGCUAUCUUAAGGCCUUCUUACUUUGUGUGUUUUUACAAUUUUGUUUAAAAUGGGAGCAGGCUAUUGUAUCUUAGCAGUGGGUAUACACUGAAUUGUCUCAAGGAUAAUAAUAACAGUUUUGAAACAUU
Anolis sagrei ordinatus is the source of this 2673-nucleotide messenger RNA. Lineage: Eukaryota; Metazoa; Chordata; Lepidosauria; Squamata; Anolidae. The record is from RefSeq and is a predicted model, not a curated record.